Messenger RNA from Durusdinium trenchii, 1005 nucleotides. NCBI's taxonomy places the organism in Eukaryota, Dinophyceae, Suessiales, Symbiodiniaceae. The record is from the annotation of a GenBank genome assembly.
GUCACUUUGAGCAUUAGGUUAUUCCAAGUUUCAGGGGAUUUCAGGGGUGACACCUUAAGACGCCAUGAAGACUGAGAUUGAUUUUGUCCUCCUGGGUCCAAGCGGCUUCCUUGGCUCUGCGAUUCUUCGUUAUUUGGAAUCCUCCGAGUUUUCGGUACAUGCAACGAGAAUACGGCUCAAGGACAGGCUUGGUCUUGAGGCCCUUUUGGACGAGAUACGUCCAAAGCUUGGCGUCAUAUGUGCCGCUGGCGAGCGCGGACGGCCCAACAUCACUUGGUGUGACUCUCAUCCUGUCGAAACUGUUGAUGCCAAUAUCACUGGACAGCUCUCAGUGGCUGCUGCUUGUUAUGAACGUGGACUGCAUGUGAUACUGCUUGGAACAGGCGCUCUUUAUGUGAGCUCAGAUCGCAAACGGAAGUUCUCCGAGAGCGAUCCACCAAACGGUGGCUCUCCAGGGGUGUAUACUGCUUUGCGGCAGAAGAUGGAGGAGUUGACAGCUUUAUUUGACAACACACUUGUCGUUAGAGUGCUCUAUCCAUUGAGCUCGGAUCUUGAUGCUCGAGGGCUCCUUGGGAAGCUUGCGCGCUUCCAGCAAGUAGACAGCGUGGAGACGUCGGUCACUGUGUUGGACGACCUGCUGCCUCUUUUGCCAGUCCUUGCACAGCGGAGAGCUGCUGGAGUUUUCAACUUUGUAAAUCCUGGCACCGUGUCCUAUCCGGAGAUUGUGUCACUUCUUUCCGAGAGGAUCUCUCCAUGUGCAGAAUGGACUCCUCCACAGAUCCGCGGAGCAGCUGGUGGCAACAAAGCUGCAGCGGAGCUCGACACAGCUCGAUUGCAGGAUACUGUGGGGAAGCCUUUGCCACAGGCUUCCGAUUCGGCAAGACGCAUCAUCGCCGAGUUGAAAGACGAGCAGAUCAAUUGCUUCAAGCAAAGUUUGCUACCAUCACAAAGUUGAUAGGAAGCAACAGUGUGAUUAGCAACCGAUUGAUUUUGGCUUGUGGAAAA